UCGAUUGUCAAAAUGCUGUCAAACUGUUUGGGACGAUAACAACCAAAUGUGAACACACUAAAACAAGCCUGAAAGCGAUUUUGCCGCUCUUAUUUCAUUUAAAAGUAAAACGUUCCUUUCGUUCCUACUGAAAAGUGUUUUUCUUCAAUAAACGCAACAACAGCAAAUAACCAUAAAAAUGAAUCCCAUGACAAAUAUGAAAAAUGUGCUCCAGCUGAGCAAACAGGAUCUGAAACAUAUAGGCAAAAGUUCUUGGCACGAUCAGUACAAAAACAGUGCUUGGAUAUUUGUCGGCGGGCUGCUCUACGACCUUACCGAAGGUGACAUACUGUGCGUGUUUUCCCAGUUCGGUGAGAUCGUGAACGUGAACCUGGUCCGGGACAAGGCAACCGGGAAAUCGAAAGGGUUUGCGUUCAUCUGCUACGAAGACCAGCGGUCUACCGUACUGGCGGUGGACAACCUGAACGGUAUCAAGCUGGUAGGCAAAACGAUACGCGUUGACCAUGUGGAAGAUUAUCGGCCACCCAAGGAAACAGAAAAAACCGAUACGGAAACGCGACAGCUGUACAUGGAAGGGUGUGCGCCGGAAGUGAUGAUGAGACGGGAGAAGGAAAUGAAAACUCGUUCAGCCACUCCGGAACAGAAGCCUGAACGGUCACGGCAUACGGAUGUGAAGAUUAAGCGUGAACGACAGGAUCCAUCUAUAAACAAGGAAAGACGAUAGAACACUUCGGAUACCAUUGGAAGCUUUUCAUUCCGGUAUACAGCUUUUUGGCGUUUGAUGAUUAUAUGCCGCAUCUCCGUGCCAAUAGUAUCGAGACCUAAGGUAACCAACGGUUUAUAUAAAUGAUGUUGCUUAAUGGUCCUUGACUUGGUAAGAAAACAGAAUUAAACAAAGAGUGAGAUUAAAAUGUAAUAAACACAAAGACUUAUAGUUCAAUAUAAAUAUAAAUUUUCCUAAAUUAGCCUUCGAAA
Messenger RNA from Anopheles stephensi (Asian malaria mosquito), 975 nucleotides. Its product is annotated as RNA-binding motif protein, X-linked 2. Lineage: Eukaryota; Metazoa; Arthropoda; Insecta; Diptera; Culicidae. Gene Ontology annotation, cellular component: precatalytic spliceosome; U2 snRNP; catalytic step 2 spliceosome. Gene Ontology annotation, biological process: mRNA splicing, via spliceosome. The record is from RefSeq and is a predicted model, not a curated record. Gene Ontology annotation, molecular function: RNA binding. The transcript has 3 exons. The coding region runs from base 179 to 724 and encodes 181 amino acids.